CCGAGUGGCUUUUUGAUCGUUACAAGGUUGCUGUUGACAUGGUUAGCUUGGCAAAUGAACAUGACAAUGAGAGAUUGUUCUGUUGAGGCGCUGUUCUUGCCAGUCUUAUACUUUUGAACUUUUCCGACAAACAGCAAGCAACAACAAGCUCCCCACCACUCCCAAUCCUGAGAGCUCGGCCAUCCACCUCAUAGCACAAGGCGUUACAGUCACCAAGAUACGAGUACCUUUUCUUUGCAUGGUCGCAAAGUCCACAAUCGAUCAUGUCGGAAUUCAUCUCAUUUCUACCACCCCCCGGCCUGGCACUGGCAAACUAUGAUUCGGCUGCACUGCAUUCGACGCAGUCACCAGAUGUGCCAGAGGUCUUCCGCGAUGCCAUGAGCGUGCGUGAAGACGUCUUUGUCAAGGAGCAAAAGGUUGCGUUGGAGAACGAGGUCGACAUGGAUGAUGCUCGCAGCUUCCAUUGGGUCGCAUACGCCUCAGUCGGCACGUCUGGCAGCGACGGCAAUGCUGCCAUGGACGGCGUCACAAAGGAUUCGGCCACGUCUGCCGAGCAUACUGGACGGAAGGGCAGUACUGCCAUGAAACUCCCAGUCGGCACCAUCAGACUGGUUCCUCCUCCUCACCCACCCCAUCCUCAGCCUGGCUCGAGUCACAAGAUUGACAACCACGAGGGACUGCCCCAGGACAUGCAGAGCGGGCUAAGCAAGACUGAAAUGCACGAUGGCAAGGAAGCCUACAUCAAGCUCGGCCGUUUGUCGGUCCUUCAGCCCUUCAGAGGACUCGGACUCGCUCGCCUCCUCAUCGAUGCAGCUCUUACGUGGGCAUCACAGAAUGUAGACAAGAUCCUUCCACCCAUGUCGCCUGCGGCAGCCGAGCAACGCAAGCUCGAACUUGGAGGCGGUGUUGAGGUUGAAGAUGUAUGGAGAGGACUGGUCUUGGUACAUGCACAAGCACAGCUGGAAAAAUACUGGGCUCUGUUUGGCUUUGUCAAGGACGAGAGCAUGGGCACGUGGGAAGAAGAGAAGAUCAUGCAUGUCGGCAUGUGGAAGCGUGUCGAGUUUGAUUCAGAGUUGACAGGCGGUCGCAAGAAGAGCGUGGUGGGUUAGAGCAGGGAGAGAGGUGGGUGAAGGGAGAUUGGACGGCGUCCUGGAGUUUGCAUUGUCGAUUAGAGAUAUCCCCCAACUGACGAACUGCAUAAUGAUAAGACGGAUUGGAGAAAGAGAAAA
This is a messenger RNA of Aureobasidium pullulans EXF-150, 1229 nucleotides long. RefSeq lists its product as uncharacterized. Bases 264 to 1109 code for a protein of 281 amino acids. NCBI's taxonomy places the organism in Eukaryota, Fungi, Ascomycota, Dothideomycetes, Dothideales, Saccotheciaceae. The record is from RefSeq and is a predicted model, not a curated record. The transcript has 2 exons.